GAACUUCACAAUGUGACACCGGCGGAAGUAAACAACGACGGGGCGCUAGGUUUGUUAGCUUUACUGAUGUUUGGAAGUUUUUAAAGACGACUGUGUUGUCUCGCAGGUAAUAUUUCAGGAGUUUAGGUAGUAAUGUCGUCAGUUCAACAUUUAGGUGACAAACGAGACACAAACCGCUGCUGCUGAAAAAAACAUCGUCCAGUACGAAGAAGAGAUGGAUCAUAACAUCUGGAAACCACAGCUAGCAUUACACACAGCAGACCUUCCACAGGAACAUGUCUCUAAGGAGGAGGAGGUUCUUGCUGACCAGCAUCACUGUGACCUGGAGAGGAACUCCAGUCUGGACCAGGGGGACCCAGAACCUUCACAAAUUAAAGACGAACAGGAGGAACUCUGCAUCAGCUUUAACCGAGAGGACCUAGAGCAUUCGCAGAUUAAAGAGGAACAGGAGAAACAUUGUUCCAGUGUAGAGCAGGAGGACCCAGAGCCUCUGUGGAUUAAAGAAGAACAGAAGGAAUUCUGCACCAGCCUGGAGCCGGAGGAUCCAGAGCCUCUUUGUAUUAAAGACGAACAGGAGGCACAUUGCAGCAGUCUCGAGCAAGAGGACCUAGAGAUUCCACAGAUUAAAGAGGAACAGGAGGAGCUUUGUAUUGGUCAGGAAGGAGAGCUGUUUGUUGUGAAGCUGGAGACUGAUACCUUCAUGGUGACUCCUAUUUAUGAGGAAAGUGACCACAGUGAACCAGAACCAAACAGUGACCAGCUCCCUUCUUACAUCUGUCCUUUAGGUCAGAGCCCAGAUGAAGAAGGAAGCAAGCAUGUAGAUAAUUUUCCCGUGUCAGAGACUCACUGUGGUACUGUUGCAGGCGAAAAGAAAGUAAAAUGUGAUAUUUGUGGAAAAGCUUUUAAGGAUAGUUACCAAAUGAAGAAUCAUUAUAGAGUUCAUACAGGUGAGAAACCAUAUGAUUGUGAAAUAUGUGGCAAAAGCUUCAGUCGAAGUCGAAGUUUGUUGCACCACAUGAGAACUCAUUCAGGUGAGAAGCGAUAUUCUUGUGAAACAUGUGGGAAAAGUUUCCGCCUAAGUUCUAAUUUGUUGUGCCACAGGAGAACUCACACAGGUGAGAAGCGGUAUUCUUGUGAAACAUGUGGGAAAAGUUUCCGUCAACGAGGACAUUUGCUGUGCCACAUGAGAACUCACACUGGUGAGAAACGAUAUUCUUGUACUGCAUGCGGCAAAAGUUUCAGUCAAAGUGGUAAUUUGUUACUCCACAUGAGAACUCACACAGGAGAGAAGCCAUAUUCUUGUGAAACUUGUGGGAGAAGUUUCAGUCGAAGUGAUAAUUUGACAGUUCACAUGAGAACUCACACAGGUGAGAAACCUUACCUCUGUCACACCUGUGGGGACAGAUUUACUCACACAUCAAUAUUAAAAAGUCACAUGAAAAAGCACACAAGUGAGAAACCUUAGGAAAUAUUUAUCAGACCUUAAAAAACAAAUGCAGCAGACCACUCAGGUGAGAAGCUGUCAUCUUGCAAAACAUCUGUGAGAAGUUUCAGGUGAAGUGGUAAUCUGGCUGUCCGACUCCCAUGGCUGAGAAGUCGUAGCUCUGAGACAUGCUUGGAGAAAAAUGGAACAACUUUCUCUCCUUCUUUGUUGGUACAAUAAAUGACACGUGGGUCAAUAUGACAAGAAUAUUUAUUUGAAUUUAGUAAGAACUCUUCAGAGGUUUUUGUGUUUUUAUCAUUUAAUUUUGUGCAUCUACUUUGCUGUAUUACACAGGUAAAUAUUAGACUCUGCAGUGAAGUUAGAUUCACUUGAGAGCUGUCAUUUUUGUACUUAUACAUGAAACUGUAUAUGGAAAAACAUCUCCUCUUUGACUGCCAAAAAAAAUCUGUUUUAGUUGAAGAUGUAAUUGAAAGUUAACCCACUGUCUCUGCUGGUGUCACGUUGACAUGUCUUCCUACCAGCCCUGUCUGAAAACAGUGAACUGGAUGAGAGUUCAGAGCAAAGCUCGGCUCUGAGGUGCUGUACUCAUACCACUGCAGUUCAAACUAUGAAGCUUCAGCUUACCUUUGAUUGUGACUGUUGUCUGUGGAAAGUUCUGUUGUAGAAGUGAAAGGAGAUUUUGUUGUAGAUUUUAAAAAUGACAGUGAAUGAACUAACCCUGCUUUGUUCCGAUGUUUCUUCUUGUUGCCAACACAAUCAAUAACUGCUUUUCUCAUCAAUGAGUCUUUGACACUCCAAUAUUGUCUCUGUUGCUUUUUAAGGAAAUUUAAUGUAUUAUAUCAUUUGUAGACUAGAAAUAAAAUUUUAAUGCUGUGA
This is a messenger RNA of Acanthochromis polyacanthus (spiny chromis), 2320 nucleotides long. RefSeq names its product zinc finger protein 37-like. Gene Ontology annotation, biological process: regulation of transcription by RNA polymerase II. Gene Ontology annotation, molecular function: RNA polymerase II cis-regulatory region sequence-specific DNA binding; DNA-binding transcription factor activity. Lineage: Eukaryota; Metazoa; Chordata; Actinopteri; Pomacentridae. The record is from RefSeq and is a predicted model, not a curated record. The coding region runs from base 215 to 1465 and encodes 416 amino acids. The transcript has 2 exons.